This is a messenger RNA of Quercus lobata, 1479 nucleotides long. RefSeq lists its product as uncharacterized. NCBI's taxonomy places the organism in Eukaryota, Viridiplantae, Streptophyta, Magnoliopsida, Fagales, Fagaceae. The record is from RefSeq and is a predicted model, not a curated record. Bases 1 to 1479 code for a protein of 492 amino acids. The transcript has 4 exons.
AUGGGUUUUUGUGAUUUUGAGUUCUAUGUUAGCAUAGCAAUCAUGAGAUUCUUAAAGUGUAGCAAGGUGGAGGAACUAAAGAAUAAACAGGUGCCUUCAGGGGAGUGGCAUUGUGCUAAGAUUAUCUUUGGUAAUGGGCACACUUAUAGUGUUAUGUACGAAGGUUCUCUCGAAAUUACAGCUGAGGUAGUUGUGGAGAGAGUGCCAAGGAAGGCUAUUAGGCCUUGCCCUCCUCCCAUGGAAACUAUGGAGGAUUGGGCAGUUGGAGAUGUUGCAGAAGUGUUUAACGUUGGUUCUUGGAGAAUGGCUAUGAUUCUGAGGGUUUUGGGUGGGGAUUAUCAUUUGGUUAGGCUAUUGGGAUCUUCUGAGAGGUUCAGAGUUCAUAAAUCUAACAUCCGGGUGUGUCAAGUUUGGCAAGAUGACAAAUGGGUUGUGAUCAGAAAGUCUAAGAGUAAGGAUGUGGCUGUAACCCUUAGUGAUGGUGAAGUUUCUGAUGAUGAGUUUGGAUGUGACAAGGAUGGAAACUUCAUUACUUUCACUGCUACUACUAUAGUCAAUGAAAGCAUAUCUGCUGAAGAGAACCCUUCUGAUGGGGAACUCUCUGAGGACGCAGAUCUUCAAGGAGCCUACAAUAAACUUUGCAAAGGUUCUUGUAAUUCUUUGCUUGUGAAGUCCAACAAACCAUCUAGCUUGAACUUUCAUCAGAUGACCUCUGAGUUUCUGCCACGCGAUUCAAGGAAAAAGAUGCAGGUAGGAAAUACUUGUUUAGCUGCUCAAGACAAUACUUGUUUGCAGGAGGCUCAUGUUGUCUCAUCCAGAACAUUGAAGAGAGCGUCCCCUUAUUGCUCUACUCAUACUGAAGCAUAUUCUGGAAAAAUGAGAGGAAUUGAGAAAGAGGGUGAGCGUCAAAGAGUCAUUUCAGAGUCUACAUCCCCCUUGCUGAAAAAGGUAGAUGCUGUAGCUUACCCACAAGUAAAUCUGGGUGAAAAAUACACGCAUGAUUCCUUUAAUAAACAAACAACCGGAUAUUUUGAUUUGGAAAGGGUAAAUCAGAAUGGUUCUAUUUUGAUUUUUCAUGGAAGAAUUUCGGAACCAAUUCAUUGUGAUGGUGAUGCGUCUUCUGUUGGUAGUUGUAGUGUUGUUACUGAUAGUUCAAAUAGGUUGUCAAGUCACACUUUAUCAUGUCCUCCUCAUGAUGCCAAUACCCUUAAUAGUGAUGCAGAUUCCUGUUAUGAUUGUAGAGAUGAGGAAGGAAGAGGUCCCCUCUCUCUGAAAGAUAAUUUAGCAACAAGCAUCAAUAGAUUAGAGUUGCAUGAUUAUCGCAGCACUCUGGAGGCAAUAUAUGCUUCUGGGCCCUUAAGUUGGGAGCAAGAAGCUCUAUUGACAAAUCUUCGUGUUUCAUUCAAUAUUUCGAAUGAUGAACAUUUGAUGGAGAUAAGAAAUCUAAAAUCAGCUGCGUAUGGCCUUCAUCUUAGUUAA